Euleptes europaea (tarantolino) is the source of this 908-nucleotide messenger RNA. It is a transcript of the gene DOHH, whose product is annotated as deoxyhypusine hydroxylase. Gene Ontology annotation, molecular function: deoxyhypusine monooxygenase activity. Lineage: Eukaryota; Metazoa; Chordata; Lepidosauria; Squamata; Sphaerodactylidae. The record is from RefSeq and is a predicted model, not a curated record. The transcript is spliced from 4 exons. Gene Ontology annotation, biological process: peptidyl-hypusine biosynthetic process. The coding region runs from base 3 to 908 and encodes 301 amino acids.
GCAUGGUGUCGGAGAAGGAAAUUGAGCAGAUUGGCCAGACCCUAGUGGACUCCGGCCAGCCCCUGAAGGGCCGCUUCCGGGCACUCUUCACCCUGCGCAAUCUGGGGGGGCCGGCCGCCAUUGAGUGGAUCAGCCGGGCCUUUGGGGACGACUCUGCCCUCCUCAAGCAUGAGCUGGCCUACUGCCUGGGGCAGAUGCAGGAUGAGCGAGCCAUCCCUGUCCUCCUGCGGGUGCUGCAGGACACGUCUCAGGAGGCCAUGGUCCGACACGAAGCAGGUGAAGCUUUGGGAGCUAUUGGGAAUCCCAAAGUGUUGGACGUCUUGAGACUCUACUCCGAGGACCCCGUUAUUGAGGUAGCGGAAACAUGCCAGCUGGCCGUGAAGAGGCUGGAGUGGCUUCAGAUGCGCAAAGCGGAACCCUCGACCGGCCCCUACAGUUCCGUGGACCCGGCGCCCCCUGCCCCGGAGGAGGACGUGGGGAAGCUGAGGGAGGCGCUGCUGGACGAAUCGCGGCCCCUCUUUGAGCGCUAUCGGGCCAUGUUCGCCCUGCGGAACCUCGGAGGAGAGCCCGCUGUCCUGGCCCUCGCUGAUGGCCUGAAGUCCAGUGGCGCCCUCUUUCGCCACGAGAUCGCGUACGUCCUGGGCCAGAUGCAGCACGAGGCCUCUGUCCCGCAGCUGACGGCCUGCCUGAAGGAUGCGGCUGAGAGCCCCAUGGUGCGCCAUGAGUGCGCCGAGGCCCUGGGCUCCAUCGCCAAGGCCUCCUGCCUGGCCACCCUGCAGACCUACGCCCAGGACGAGGAGCGGGUAGUCCGGGAGAGCUGCGAGGUGGCCCUGGACAUGUACGAUUACGAGAAUGGGGUGGAUUUCCAGUACGCUAACGGGCUGAGCAAGCUGCAGGCCUCGGACUGA